Drosophila ficusphila is the source of this 1014-nucleotide messenger RNA. RefSeq names its product cuticle protein 21 (gene Cpr64Ad). The transcript has 2 exons. Lineage: Eukaryota; Metazoa; Arthropoda; Insecta; Diptera; Drosophilidae. The record is from RefSeq and is a predicted model, not a curated record. Gene Ontology annotation, cellular component: extracellular matrix. Bases 88 to 879 code for a protein of 263 amino acids.
AAGUCGUCGUUUUUUUGUCCAAGGCAUGUCAGUUCAUUUUCGAUAACCGACAGUGACAAUCGCACCAAAUCCCACCCAAGCCUCACAAUGAAUCCUUUGACGGUUGUUGCAGUCCUCUCCUCGAUGGCCCUUUCGGCUCAGGCUGGUCUGAUCGGCGCUCCUCUGGCCGCCGCUCCUCUGGGCGCCCACCUGGGUGCUCCUCUGGCCUACUCCGCUCCCCUGGGCGCUGCUCCCUACUUCGCCCCGGCUGCCUACUCCGCUCCACUGGGCUACGCCGCUCCUCUGGGAUACAACGCCCCUCUGGUGGCGGGACCUGCUCCUCUGGUGGCCAAGACCUACGCCGCCGCUCCAGUUGCUGCUCCUCUGGCUGCUCCGAUUGCUGCUCCUCUGGCUGCUCCAGUUGCCCCGGUUGCUGCCCGCCUGGCUGCUCCAGUUGCUGCUCCUCUGGCUGCUCCAGUUGCUGCCCCAGUUGCCGCUCCUCUGGCUGCUCCCUUGGCUGCUCCAGUUGCUGCUCCUCUGGCCGCUCCCGUUGCUGCUCCCCUUGCCACCGAGAUCGUGGAUGCCCAUCCGCAGUACAAGUUCGCCUACGAUGUCCAGGACACGCUCACCGGCGACUCGAAGACCCAGGAGGAGACCCGUGACGGCGACAUCGUGCGCGGAUCCUACUCCCUGAUCGAGCCCGACGGUUCCCGUCGCAUCGUCAGCUACUACGCCGACUCCAUCAACGGAUUCAACGCCGUCGUCCAGAAGGAUGUGCCCGUGGCCGUUGCCCCAGUUGCUCCAGUUCUGGCCAAGACCGUGGCUGCUCCAGUGGUGGCGGCUCCCGCCCCAGUGGCUCCUCUGUUCGCCAAGACCCUGGCCGCUCCCAUCGUUGCCUAAGCAGCAAGGGAAGGAAGGAAGGAUUGACCGCAAUUCGACAAAGGACUUUCAUCUGUACAUAUUCGAUUAAUCAUUGUCGAGCUACAAAAUAACUUUCAUCGCAAAACCCAAAAUUAAACAAAUUCUGAAAAAAAA